Mytilus californianus (California mussel) is the source of this 1187-nucleotide messenger RNA. Its product is annotated as ribonuclease H2 subunit A-like. Gene Ontology annotation, biological process: mismatch repair; DNA replication, removal of RNA primer. Gene Ontology annotation, cellular component: ribonuclease H2 complex. The record is from RefSeq and is a predicted model, not a curated record. NCBI's taxonomy places the organism in Eukaryota, Metazoa, Mollusca, Bivalvia, Mytilida, Mytilidae. The transcript has 2 exons. Gene Ontology annotation, molecular function: RNA binding; RNA-DNA hybrid ribonuclease activity. The coding region runs from base 127 to 1050 and encodes 307 amino acids.
CACCUCUGGUUGUUUCACUGGAAAAAUGGCGCGAAAGUGAGAAGAUUUUGACCACACUCUUUAACUCUUCGAGCUGUUAAAUAAUAUCCAGGAGACGAUUGUUUAAUACCAGUAAUUAAAGUCAAUAUGGAGGUUAAGGAGGAAGUGGAAUCUAAGCUAGGGAACGAAGACAAUAUGAAGAAUUUAAUAUUAGAAUCUCCACUGCCAGAAUGUGUCAAGUCCGAGCCAUGCUGGUUGGGAAUAGAUGAAGCAGGAAGGGGACCAGUUCUCGGUCCUAUGGUUUAUGGAAUUUGUUUCAGUCCAAUAUCCAUGAAGGAGAAAUUUGGAGAAAUGGGAUUUGCCGAUUCUAAGACCUUGACAGAGGAACAAAGAGAGAGCAUUUUUGAUAAGAUAAAUGAAGCCAAUGAAAUGAUGGGAUGGAUUGUUGAAGUGCUCUCCCCUACCUUUAUAUCAACUAGCAUGCUUCGUAGAACAAAAUAUAACCUUAAUGCUUUAUCACAUGACUGUGCAAUCAGGCUGGUGGCUCUCGCAAUUGAAAGGGGUGCUAACAUUGCUGAAGUUUAUGUUGAUACAGUGGGAGAUCCAACAAAGUACCAAGAGAAACUUAAAGGUAUAUUCCCAGCUAUUGACAUCACAGUAGCAAAGAAAGCUGAUUCUCUAUAUCCAAUUGUUAGUGCUGCCAGUAUAUGUGCUAAAGUCACCAGAGAUAAGGCUGUCAAAAAAUGGAAAUUCCAAGAAGAAAUAAAUACAGAAGAUCUUCAGUAUGGCUCAGGCUAUCCAGCCGAUCCUAACACUAAAAGUUUUCUUGCUAACAAUAUGGACUAUGUAUUUGGUUUUCCACAAUUUGUUAGGUUUAGUUGGUCUACGGCAGCCAUAAUUUUAGAAAAAGAUGCAGCCCCAGUGAAAUGGGAAGAUGAUGAUGAAGAUGAAAACGCUGACAAAAGCAAUAUGGCAUUGACUUCGUUCUUCUGUAAGAAGGAUCAUAACCCUAAAAUGGACAGGCAUAUCUAUUUCAAAGAUAGAUGUAUAGAAACAGUUGAAAAAUUGUAGUGUCGGCUGAGCAAGAGAUUAUUCUUGAAAGGACUAGAUUUACUUAUACAUGGAGAACUUAAUCUUUUGGUUUUCCAAGUACAUUUAGUUGUAACCAUAAUGUGUUCAGUUUUAAUAAUAUAAAUAUUUGAACAAAA